This is a messenger RNA of Bacillus rossius redtenbacheri, 1552 nucleotides long. RefSeq names its product inositol monophosphatase 1. Gene Ontology annotation, molecular function: inositol monophosphate 1-phosphatase activity. The record is from RefSeq and is a predicted model, not a curated record. Gene Ontology annotation, biological process: inositol metabolic process; phosphatidylinositol phosphate biosynthetic process; signal transduction. NCBI's taxonomy places the organism in Eukaryota, Metazoa, Arthropoda, Insecta, Phasmatodea, Bacillidae. The transcript has 6 exons. The coding region runs from base 226 to 1047 and encodes 273 amino acids.
AUCCUGAAAUGUUUGAAAUAUACAUCCUAAUUUGUUGAAAUAAUCUAAUAUUUUUAAUAAAGGGAAUUUUAGCAAAUAACGGUUUUAUUUUAUUUUUUGUCAAAAAAUUUGGUGUUAAGCCUUUGGCGACAAUGUAAAAUGUUAUAAACUGUGAGUGUGACGUAAUUUAAAAAAUUUUGAGAACUUUUUGCUGUGUAUAAUUGGAAAUUAUUAAGUGGUAAUAGAAUGGCAUUAAAUUUGGACGUGUGCUAUGAUUUUAUUCUUCCAUUGAUUAAGAAAUCCGGAGAACUGAUCCGUGACCGAAUAUGGAGCCAGAAGACGGUGGAGGUGAAGGCUAGCGAGAUAGACCUCGUGACUGAAACAGACCAGGAGAUCGAGAGGAUUCUCAUAUCGAGUCUUCGCGACAAGUUUCCCGAUCACAAGUUCAUCGGAGAAGAGUCCACUGCAGCGGGGCAGAAGUGCGAGCUCACGGCAGCCCCUACCUGGAUCAUAGACCCGGUGGACGGAACCAUGAACUUCGUGCACGGCUACCCCAACGUCUGCAUCUCGGUGGCCCUGUGGGCGGAUUGUGUUCCGGAGAUCGGGAUCAUCUACGCUCCGGUCGUGGGCAUGCUGUUCACUGCUCGGAGGGGUCAGGGGGCAUUUCUCAACGGCAACAGGAUAUUCGCUUCAAAGCAAACUGAUCUGGCGAAGGCAUUGAUGGGUUUGGAGUACGGGACGACCAGAAAUGAACAACACAUGAAGGCUGUGAAGGAAAAUGCAAACAUACUUGUUCCAAAAGUUCAUGGGGUGCGGUCGUCAGGGUCGUGUGCCAUGAACAUGGCCCUCACCGCGCUGGGUGCCACGGACUGCAACUACGAGUUCGGCAUCCAUGUGUGGGACAUAGCGGCGGGCAUGCUCAUCGUCACAGAGGCGGGGGGAGUGGUGGUCGACCCGGCAGGAGGACCUGUGGACGUGAUGAGCCGACGCUUCCUGUGUGCCAGCUCGCAGGCGCUAGCAGACGACGUCUCCAGACUGCUCGUUCAGUUCUACCCGGAGAGAGACUAGCUCUCCGACGUACAGUCCUUCAGGCAAACAAGCAGAGGGAUUUGUUCAAUUACGUGUACUCUUGUGGUUCCUGGGAGUUUUGCUUGGGUGGAAUUUUUUUUUGCAAGUGAGUAGUCAAUGGCUUAAAAAAAAAAAAAACUAUCAUACUUUCUUUUUGUCAAAAUGUGAGUAAAGAAAUAGUUUAGAGUUGUCUAUCAUUAUUGUUACCAAAUGAAACGCAAUUGUAAAACUUUUGGCGUUCAAGUAUAUAUGGUCUCUCUUCUACCCUUAUUUGAUGUGGGGGACUUACCAAAGGAGCAAGUUUCAAAUUGAGUCACGGAUAGACUUCUCGACAACACAGCUAGACAAGAAAACCCAAAUAUGUAGUGAAUGCCCACCCAUGCAAGUUAUGUUAUGUACCACGUGAUGUAGGUGGUGUGUCUUCGAUCUUGCAUGAUUGUAUAUUUUACAGAAGCAGAAAUAAACUUUAGUCUGAAACAUGUACUUUGACAUGAUGCGAAGAAAA